Molecule: messenger RNA, 381 nt
Organism: Harmonia axyridis
Lineage: Eukaryota; Metazoa; Arthropoda; Insecta; Coleoptera; Coccinellidae
Gene: Srp9
Product: signal recognition particle 9 kDa protein
Exons: 2
Coding region: 108-344 (78 amino acids)
Biological process (GO): negative regulation of translational elongation; SRP-dependent cotranslational protein targeting to membrane
Cellular component (GO): signal recognition particle, endoplasmic reticulum targeting
Molecular function (GO): 7S RNA binding
Source: RefSeq, a predicted model, not a curated record
AAUUUUAUAACCUCUUUUUCUGUUUUUAUCACCAAGAAAAUUGAGAAGAAUCGAUCAAUUAGUUAAUGCAGUAUUUUAUCUGAUGAUUAUAGGUCUGAGUAUUCAAAAUGACAUUUUUAAAAUCUUGGGAAGAGUUCGAAAAAGCUGCAGAAAAAUUGUAUAUGCAAGAACCUUCCAAAGUUAGAUAUACCAUGAAAUAUGUUCAUUCCAAGAAUCAUCUAAUUUUGAAAAUGACCGAUAAUGUAGUCUGUUUACAAUUCAAGACUGAAAUUGCCCAGGAUGUAAGAAAAAUAGACAAAUUUUUGAAUAACUUAAUGAGACAUAUGGUGUCUAAGGAGAAUUAGUUUAUAAGGACAUUAAUAAAGUUUCUUAAAAAACGCA